ACUGCCGCAGCCGGGGGUGGGGGUGGGGGUGGGGGAUGCUGGCCGAGGGUGGUGCCAGCCUCCAGCUCCCAGCCCAGACAGCGGUGACGCCGCCUCUCGCCCCGGCUCUCCUUCCCCAGAAGCUGCUGAUUCAUCCACGCCCGAGUCGCCGGGACUCUCGGCUCUGCUGGUGCAGGCGUUGGGCCUGCUGGGCUGUGUCCUUGAGCCCUGUCCCCUGGCUGGCCGUGGGGGCGGGGGGAGGAUGGGGGUGCUUUAAGGAUGACCGCAUCGUCUUCUGGACUUGGAUGUUCUCUACCUACUUCAUGGAGAAAUGGGCGCCGCGGCAGGAUGACAUGCUCUUCUACGUGCGCCGGAAGCUGGCCUACCCGGGCGGCGAGGGCAGCGUGGACGGGAGGAAGAUGGCCGAGGCCGAACCCGAGGUGGAGGUGGAGGUGUACCGGCGGGACUCCAAGAAGCUGCCGGGCCUCGGUGACCCUGACAUUGACUGGGAGGAGAGCGUCUGCCUGAAUCUCAUCCUGCAGAAGCUGGAUUACAUGGUGACAUGUGCCGUGUGCACGCGCACUGAUGGCGGGGACAUCCACAUCCAUAAGAAGAAAUCCCAGCAAGUGUUUGCGUCCCCCAGUAAACACCCCAUGGACAGCAAGGGGGAAGAGUCCAAGAUCAGCUACCCUAACAUCUUCUUCAUGAUCGACAGCUUUGAGGAGGUGUUCAGUGACAUGACGGUGGGGGAAGGAGAGAUGGUCUGUGUGGAGCUGGUGGCCAGUGACAAAACCAACAUGUUCCAGGGGGUCAUUUUUCAGGGCUCCAUCCGCUACGAGGCACUGAAGAAGGUGUACGACAACCGAGUGAGUGUGGCCGCCCGCAUGGCACAGAAGAUGUCGUUCGGCUUCUACAAGUACAACAACAUGGAGUUUGUGCGCAUGAAGGGGCCGCAGGGCAAGGGACACGCUGAGAUGGCAGUCAGCCGUGUGUCUACUGGUGACACGUCCCCCUGCGGGACUGAAGAGGAUUCCAGCCCGGCCUCACCCAUGCAUGAGCGGGUGACCUCCUUCAGCACACCGCCCACCCCGGAGCGCAACAACCGGCCCGCCUUCUUCUCCCCUUCCCUCAAGAGGAAGGUGCCCCGCAACCGGAUCGCCGAGAUGAAGAAGUCUCACUCGGCCAACGACAGCGAGGAGUUCUUCCGCGAGGACAACGGUGGGGCGGAUCUGCACAACGCCACCAACCUGCGCUCUCGGUCCCUGUCUGGCACGGGGCGGUCACUCGUCGGGUCCUGGCUGAAGCUGAACAGAGCAGAUGGAAAUUUCCUUCUUUAUGCACACUUGACCUACGUCACUUUGCCGCUGCAUCGGAUUUUAACAGACAUCCUGGAAGUGCGGCAGAAGCCCAUCCUGAUGACCUAGCCGUGUGCAGAGCCUGCGCAGAGCCCCAGCCCUGCCCGGCCCUGGCGUGCUGCCAAGUGCCUACCCGUCCACCGCUACCGGCGUCUUCUGUGACAGCCCCGCGCCGGAGCCGGAGCCGGAGCCAGGCGGGGCUGCUCCCCUCCCGGGCCAGGGCCGACCCCAGGAACACCAGCCCAAACUGAAGUGCCUCUCUGUCCUCCCCCGCCGGCUCCGCUCCUGCCCACCGCCCGCACCACCCCCCCCGGGCUCCUGUCCCGAGAGCCCCCCGCACCCAGAGGGGCCCCGAGACGCCCAGAGGCUGGAAUAUGGAGGAGCAGCGGGCGUCCGGGCUGGGCCCAGGCCCACCCGCCUUGCAGACCCGCAUGGCUGCGACGCCCCGUGUCCGAUUGUCAACCCUUCCCCGAGGCAAGCUGGCUGGAGACUUGGCGACGCUGAACCGAGACCUUCAGCGCCCGCGUCGGUCCCAUGAGUCCGCCCUCCCUUGUUUACCACUUGGUUACAAACGGGGCGCCGCGGGGAGACGGAGGGUUGGCCCUGGGCUGGGAAUACCUCACCCCCGCCCGGUUCCAGAAGGGCCUCGAGCUGGGCAGACCGGCCCCGAUCCCGCCAGAAUGGCCUUUGCUUCCAGCCAAAGAGCACCACCGACACACAGCAACCCAGAGACAGCCCGCUCUGCGCCCCGGCGGCCUGAGCCCGGAACUCGGACCCUGCGGCGGGUGGGACGGCUUGGCGGCCACCUGGGACAGGUGGCAGGCGGGGGGGGGGACCCGGCCUCCGCGGGGGAAGAUUCGAGGUAGAACUGCCGUCCUCGGCGCGGGGGCUCUGGGGAGGGGACAGGGGUUCCCAGGAGCUGGCUUCCUUUGACUCGGGGGCGCUGGUCCCAUUUCUCAGACCAGCUCGCUGAGGCAGAGGCGCUGACCUCCAGGGGCUUCGUUUCAGCCGCAGGGUCCCGCCUGUGACAGAGGACACGUCGUGCUCAGAACCACGAGCCUUCCCGAGAGUGAGAGUGGAGCAGCCCCCCUGCCCCCUGGGAAUAAACUGUCAGCUGGGCCUCUGUUGCUACGUUGUUUUGUCGGAAGUCCCACGACUGUCUGAGGGUCUUGUGGUGCACGGAGGUCCUCUCCGCAGGGGACAGGGAUUGGAGGGGCUCGCUCUCCCUUCUGUUUUAUCCUGCGCGCUCCGAGGGUUUGCGCCAGGCUCUGGGGUCGGGGGCUACUUUGGGGCUUUCUCUAGAUUUUGUACGCUGUUAUUAAAGCAAGCUAUUGCAUUUCAUUCUGCCUCAGUUGGCCCACCUGUAAAAUGGGGCUGAUACCACCUACCUCACGACGUUUCCAGGGCUCCAGUGCAUGACUGGGUCAGGCAGCCGUUGAGCAUAGCUCAGGCCGGGGACGGCCUCUGUGGCUGCAUCCCCGGCCCCAUCACCCAUGUGGCGGGGCUGGGCUGGAGCGUUCUCACGUCCUCUGGCAGCCCCAGCUCGUGCUCGGCUGUACCCCAGCUGUCUGCACAAGGUCAUCUUCCAGAGCAGUGUUUUAGGACCGCGCCGAGUCCGACCUCCCUGCAAAGCGCUGGAGCAGAGCCUCAGGUCCCUGAGCAUGGCCCCGUGUCCAAGGGUGUCCUCCAGGGCAGCCCAGGGCUGGCGCCCGGCCUGCGUCCAGGGUGGCUAAAAUACAGCUGCUGCUUCAGGCAUUCUUUCUCUCUGGUCAUCUGGGGUCUGAAGACUCUGGAACUCAGGUCUUGGGAGAAAUACGGUCCCGGUGUAUCUUCCACGGAAGGAUGAGGCAGUUGAAACACAGAAGGAUGGCGGCCCUCCCUCUGUUCCCAGAGGCUGAGGAGCAUGAGAGGGUCCCCCUCGCGCCCCGGGCACGUCACACCCCUCCUCUGUCAAAUGACAAGUCACAGGGUAACAGGGCCGGUUGCAGUCUCGUGCGCAUGUGCUUUGCAGGUCUUAGAAACGUGUGCAACGGUGGUAUUUGAGGGAUGAGCCCCGGUUGUAACAGGUGCACACGAUGGCGCGGCUGCGGGGCACGCACAGGCAGCAGUGGCGCGCCGGCUCUGCGCUCCCCACGGAUGCUGUCCUCCUCCCCGAGCGACCGACGGCAGGAAUCCUGCCUGGGGGGCCACGACCCUGCUGCCCUGCGGUGGAGUCCACCCUUCUCGGUCUUUCUCUCCCGGAGGGCACUCCUGAGACUGAAUAGCAAACGUGCUUUUCUGAGAGGUACCUGGUCACUAGGCGGUGAGCUGUCCCCUCCCCCUCCCAGGUUUAUUGUUCUAGAGUGACUAGAGUGACAAAGGACGUCAGUAACUAAGAGAAAAACAGCGCCCCGGGCUCCUGGUGGGUCCUGCCUUUGCUACACCAUUCUCUUCUCAUCGGGCCAUCUUCAGUUUUUCUGGAAACGUGCCUGUCUCUCGUGUAAUGCAGGGAUGGCCAAAGCACGCGCACAUUUCUUCAGUGGGAACUGGAAUCCAAGUACAAUUUUUCUGUCAAGAAACUGCGGUGUCACUUUUUAGGACACAAAUAAGAAAGCAAGCUCCCUUUUUACGAAAAACAUCACGGUCCCAGCGUCUGAUGGGUGGUGUGUGGCCUCUCGUCCACCUCCCAGCGCCUGCAGGCUGAUGGGGCAUCUGGUCUCAUGCACCAAUGUCUUGCGGGGACUUCCAGUUGCCUAUAGAGACAUUGGAGGCCCAGUAGCUCAGAAGAAUGGCAUCUAUGUAUCAGUGACAGGGAAGGAGUCAACAGGGAACGAAAUACCCCGCCACCCAGUCGACCUGGAGAUGGCCGGGCUUUCUUUUUUUUUUUUUUUUAAAGAUUUUAUUUAUUUAUUCAUAAGAGACACAGAGAAAGAGGCAGACACGGGCAGAGGGAGAAGCAGGCUCCAUGCAGGAGUCCGAUGUGGGACUCGAUCCCAGGACCCACCCCAGGACCAUGACCUGAGCCAAAGGAGCCACCUGGGCGGCCCAUGGCUGGGCUUUCCAGAGAGUCCCACUCUGCAAGGACUGUGAACAGAUCAUCAGAUCAGGCGUCCAUUCUCCACGGAGACGCGGUCAGCGACGCGAAGGCCUGUGCCUGGUGGGAGGGCUUUUUUAAAGAAUUGAGCUAGAAGCAAACUGGAAGUUGCUGUUUGAAUCACACAGUGUCAGUCAGUAGACUUGAAAAGUCCAGUAAGAACCUUCCUUCCCACUAAGACAUCUCAGGAGGCAGGCCGCGUGCGGUUGGUAAGUUCGAACGACUGCCUUGGAGGAAUGCAUCUGACCCCGUCACCUCGUGGAGGCAUGAAGUCGUCAGCCAAGAUCCCAUAGAGAUGUCACAUGUGCAAGAGGCCAGGGUUUCCAGGAGCCCGGGUGGGUCUCGCUCUGGCACGCACGCUGGUCGGUUUUGAGAUUGAGCUACAGUGUAGUUUCAUAUCCAGUCUCUAAAGCCAAGUAUCGGUUGACAUGACACGGAUUUCUUCUGUUCGGGCUGCUUCUCACUUUGUAACCAGAAAGCAGGAUUGUCUAAAGACACCUCACCACCCCGACAGGACGCAGGCUCCCGGAGGGCAGCGAGCCCGUGCGGCCUUUAGAGGUGGUGGCAGCAGCUCCUGCGGGAGGGGAGGCACGGGCUUCUAGGUCCCAGGACCAGGGGGUGCACCCACGGCCCUUUCCCUAAGCCUCUGCCUCGAAGGGCCUGGAGAACCCCUUGGAUGCCCACCCACAGGAGCCAAGUCACCGGACACCGAGUGGGCCCGGUGUUGGAUUUGGGGCUCCAUCGCCGGUAACCCCCCCCCACCCCCACCCCGCAGCAGAGGAAGCCGCAGAUGUGCAGAGAGAGUUUGUGUUUACAGUUUUCUACCGUCCCCAACGCAAGCAGGCACCUUGAUUUUUGCGGCCCCAGGCCUUGAGCUCAGGAGAGGAGAGGUCACGGUGGCACUCCAACCCCGCCGAGCAGCUGGAAGCAUCCGGUCAGAAGGCCGGGCGGGUGAGGUGUACAUAGCGCUCGCUCACGGGUUCCAAGUGGACUCUCCGUGGGAGAACAAUCAAACCUGCAAAGAAAGCCUGUUGAGAUUUUUCACGACUUUGAGGCUUAACUAAAGUGAUUUCUACAAAAUAUAUUUUAGCAGAAACACCACGAUGGCAUAACUGAACACGUCAUGAUCUAAUUGUCGGUGGUAUUUGCAUAAACACAAGCAGCUUCUGGGUUCACCGUCUUCCACGUACAGAAACCAUUUCUGAGCAGCGUUCGGUUGGCUGUGAGCUGUGCUUUAUGGUUUUGCAUUUCUGUUGAAAGUUGAUUUGCAUGUUGGAUAUUAAAUUUAUUUUUCCUCCGUGUUUUCCUCUAAUGAAUCUGUACUUUGUUUUUUCUUUACUGGGUAUUUCAGAGCAAAUACAGAUGUUACAGCAAUGCAUAAAUGUGGUGAUUGAACCUUAAUUUGCCCCCAAAGAUUUCUUCUUCGACUGUUUUUAGAGCUUUUCACACGAGUUCCUUUCUAGAAAUGCUGGAGAUGGACAGAAACCGCCCCAGGCCCUGGCUCCAGCCACACUAGGAGUCAGGCACGGGGUCGGGGGCCCAAGGCCCAGGGUUUGGUCUGAGGCAGUAUUUGCAAAAUCCGAUCAAUAUGGACGCAUUUCAGGGUUAGCUCCCAGUCCUUGUAAAGCAGUACAUGCCUCCUGGUCACACUGUCAGAUUUCCCAAGCUUUUUUUGGAAAACCUCUAAAAAGGCCUCAUGGCAAUGGGAAAAUGCCUAGGAUCAGAGUCAGGAGUCCUGAGAUCAAGUGUAGACAGAUGGUUUUGAGACUAGCUAAUCCAGCUGAUGCGGCUUGCACACAUGCACGUUCUUCUAGCUGACUCCACUUUCCCGAGGCAGAUGCAGGCCCGUCGCAGCCUCCAGGGCUCGGCAGUGGGCUCGCCCUUCCCACAAGCAAACCAACUCUUAAAAGUUGCGUCUCAGGUGAGGAGCCCGUGUCCGGCCUCUGCUGUGUGGCAGGAAGUGCCAGGAAGUGAAAGCACAGAAGGGGGGGUCUGAGAGGAACAUUUAUGCAAAUUGAGAAAUAUGGUGAGAAUCAUCCCAUUGAUGACACCUCUUCCAUUAGAGGUCAUUGCAUUAGAAGCAUCCGAACCAGAAGUUUCUGAAGCGGCAUCACCAGGGGCAGACCGCAUGAGGGCGUGGUUAGCGAGUGGGCAAUCUGGUAGGUUAAAAAAAAGACAUCCUUGUUGCCUAUCCAGGUCAGACCCCCUUCUCAUUAAAGAGGUAGGAGGAGGCCCCUUUAAAACAGUUGCCUGAAAAGUUUUUAAUAAAGCUAUUUGUUAUGAAAGCUGUCCUGGAAGCUGCUGCAAGAACCUCAUCCUGUGAGCGGCCUUCUGAAGGCUAACGUUGCUCUUUCGGUCCUUCUUUUCCAUCCCAGAUGAACUUUUAGGAACUACCGUCACGCCCCAGCUUUAGAAAAACAUGUUGACUGGAAGAGAAAACCUUUGGGAAUUUUAUAUUGGGAGGAGGGGAAGAUGUGAAAUAAACUAAUCCGUACACUAUCCUCGUUCAUUGUAUAUAUACACGCUGAAUGGACAAACAUGCUCUACUUUGUGCUUGACUGUUAAGAUGACAGGAGGACAGCUGGGAAAUUCAUACGAGAAGGGAAGAUGUUUGUUUUGGGGGAUGAUUCAACAAAAGACGUCCUUUCUUUUGCUCACAGCUUCCCUGAGCCCCUCCUGACUUGGCCUCCACAUAAGUCAACAAGUUUAACAAGAUAUUUCUUUUCCUAUGUGUGGAUUAAGGGUCUUUCAUCUUGGAAUCUGACUUUAAUAAAACAAUUAGAUUAUGCUGCA
Molecule: messenger RNA, 7200 nt
Organism: Canis lupus familiaris (dog)
Lineage: Eukaryota; Metazoa; Chordata; Mammalia; Carnivora; Canidae
Product: KIAA0930
Exons: 10
Coding region: 36-1403 (455 amino acids)
Source: RefSeq, a predicted model, not a curated record